AUGAAAAUAUUAUUUUGUUUAAUUUUAUCAAUUUUGAUAUUUAAUCAAUUUUACCAUACUAAUGGUUAUGGUGAAUCUCUAAAUGGUUAUCCAAAUGCAAAGGAAAGGGAAAACUUUAAUCUAAUUAAUUUAAUUCGUUUGUUUCCAUUGGAAUAUAAAGCAAAUUAUAUGACUGGUUAUAAUGGUUUAAAUAAUGUAUUUUCAAAAUAUGGUCAAGCUGUACCACCAGUAUAUUAUGACUAUACACUAAAUCAAUUAGCAAGAUCUCAUUCACAAGAUAUGGCCACCAAUAGAUGCUUUAAGCAUGACUCUUGUGAUGGAACAUCAAUAUGGACAAGAUUUGAUUCGUAUAUUACCUGCUCUGGUCAAUCAUCUGGUGAAAAUAUUGCAGCUGGUGCUAACCCAUUCGAUGCUACUAAUCUUUUAGUUUGCGACGAAGUAAAUGGUCAGUGUGCUGCAGAUAAUAGUGGAAAUGAUGGCCAUAGAGUUAAUAUUAUGUCUGAUUCAUUUAAAACUUUGGGUGUUGGUUGGGUAGAACAAUCAGGUGGUCAAUAUUCCGAUUAUUUAACCCAGGAUUUCCAUGGUGGUAAUUGUAACAACAUUAACAAUCCAAUUUAUUCAGCUUAUCAUACUUUUUAUCCAUCAACAAGUACUCAGUUUAUUGCUAUCUUUUAUAGUAAUACCGAAAGUGUCAGCAAAUUUUCAUUAGUUUUUGAAGAUGGCACAAGUCAUAAUUUGCCAGUAGUAUAUGGUACUUCAUCCAAAGGAGCUUUUAUUACAACAUUACCUUCUGUUGAAAGCUGUGCAAAAUAUUACUUUUCUGCACAAACAUCAUCAAAUGUUUAUAAAAUGCCUGAAACUGGAUAUUUCCAAGUAUCUAAAAGUUCAUCAUGUGCUGGAUGGGUAGCUGGUGACACA
Molecule: messenger RNA, 918 nt
Organism: Dictyostelium purpureum
Lineage: Eukaryota; Evosea; Eumycetozoa; Dictyosteliales; Dictyosteliaceae
Exons: 3
Source: RefSeq, a predicted model, not a curated record